UGGCAACACUUGAACGAAUCAAUUCAGUGAUUCCAUGAGGGAGGUCGCUCUCGACCUUUAAUGUCCUAUAAGCUACCAGAGCCAUAGCCAUGUUCAGGACUGUUUCUUCGGUUAUAAAAGAAAAUGUGAAUAAAUUACCUAGAACUAGACUAAAAUGCAAUCACGUAACGAGAAAAACUUUAACACAAUGCAUUAGAAAUAAACAUAAAUGGUGUAUACAAGACUUUAAUUCACUAUAUUUUGCAAAGAGUUUACAAUCAGUCAACAAAUAUGUUAAUCGAUUUUAUAGUUCUGAUGCUGAUUUACCUCCACAUCAUAAAGUUAGCCUUCCUGCCCUUUCACCAACUAUGGAAAUGGGUACAAUAGUUUCUUGGGAAAAGAAAGAAGGUGACAAACUGAAUGAAGGUGAUCUGUUAGCAGAGAUAGAAACAGACAAAGCUACAAUGGGUUUUGAGACACCUGAAGAAGGUUAUCUUGCUAAAAUCUUAGUAUCAGCUGGUACAAAGGAUGUUCCAUUAGGCAAAUUACUCUGUAUAAUUGUAGAGAAUGAAGAUGAUAUUUCAGCUUUUAAAAAUUAUGUUGAUACUGGAGAACCAGUUGCAUCUGCACCUUCUAGUAGUGCAAAACCUGCUCCACCUCCUCCAACAGUUCCUCCACCACCACCUACACUGCCACCUCCACCUGUUUCUGCAAUGCCGUCAGCACCUUCAAUGCAACCUUCUGGUCGAGUAUUUGCUAGUCCAUUAGCUCGCAAACUUGCAGCUGAAAAAGGAAUUGAUCUGACACAAGUGAAAGGAUCUGGACCACAAGGACGUAUUCGAUCUCAAGAUUUGGAAGGAGUUAGCAUUACCUCUGCUGCUCCUGUAGCGGCAGCACCUAUUGCAGUUCCAGGUGCAGUUUAUGUUGAUAUCCCGUUGACAAAUGUUAGACAGGUAAUUGCACAACGAUUACUUCAAUCAAAACAAACAAUUCCUCAUUAUUAUCUCUCAACUGAUAUAGAAAUGGACUCAAUUCUAAAAUUACGACAACAGUUUAAUGAAACAUUGUCAAAAUCAAAUAUCAAAUUAUCGGUAAAUGAUUUUAUAAUCAAAGCUUCUGCUGUUGCAUGUAGGAAGAUUCCUGAAGUAAAUUCUUCUUGGCAGACUACUUUUAUAAGACAAUAUCAGACUGUAGAUGUAAGUGUUGCUGUCAGUACAGACAAUGGUUUAAUUACACCUAUUGUAUUUCAAGCAGAGAAAAAGGGACUUGUAGAUAUCAGUAAUGAUGUCAAAGCAUUAGCAGCUAAAGCUAGAGAUGGCAAACUUAAACCACAGGAGUUUCAAGGUGGAACUUUCACUAUAUCUAACUUAGGAAUGUUUGGCAUUAAAAAUUUUGCUGCCAUCAUUAAUCCACCUCAGGCAUGCAUUUUAGCAGUUGGUAAAACUGAAAAAAGAAUAAUUCCAGAUGAAACUACGGAUACAGGAUACAGAACAGCUUCCCUAAUGAGUGUUACUUUGAGUUGCGAUCAUCGAGUAGUAGACGGUGCCGUAGGAGCCCAGUGGAUGGCACAUUUUAAAAAGAUCUUAGAGAAACCUGAAAUGAUGCUGUUGUGAUUAUAUGUGAUUUUAUAUAGAUUAUUAAAACUAAACUUACAAAUUAUGUGGACUAAUAUAAUGUAUGUUGUAAGUUGAUGUAGAAAUGUCAAAAUAUAACCAGAUUAAAAAAAUAAACAGUGUUUUUGAUUAAA
This is a messenger RNA of Centruroides sculpturatus (bark scorpion), 1726 nucleotides long. Its product is annotated as dihydrolipoyllysine-residue acetyltransferase component of pyruvate dehydrogenase complex, mitochondrial-like. Lineage: Eukaryota; Metazoa; Arthropoda; Arachnida; Scorpiones; Buthidae. Gene Ontology annotation, molecular function: dihydrolipoyllysine-residue acetyltransferase activity. Gene Ontology annotation, biological process: pyruvate decarboxylation to acetyl-CoA. Gene Ontology annotation, cellular component: pyruvate dehydrogenase complex. The record is from RefSeq and is a predicted model, not a curated record. The transcript is spliced from 12 exons. The coding region runs from base 90 to 1592 and encodes 500 amino acids.